GGAAGAACACCUGUCGAGAUUUUUUUGCCAUAUGGGUUUCUGUGGGCCAUCAGCGACGUGAGUGGACUGGAAACGUUACUUGAGCGCUUUUCUUGGGCCCCUUUGCUCAUUACAUAUUCAGCCGAACCUUGGCCUAUUAUCUCCAGUGUAAAGUCGGGUGCCCCCUUUUGGUGAAUACUCCUGUAGGGAGUAUCGGCGACGGUGGACCGUUGCGUAUUGGGCUGAAGGCCUGAUUGCUAUCAUAAACGACAUUCACUAUAAGACAUCAGUGGAGGCAGUGAGCCUUGAAGAGGGAACCAGUAUUUGCUCAAAUUCUGUGCUCAAGUGUGUUGAGAGCAAGAAAUAUCAAACAUGUCGGCACCACCACCACGACAGAAUAAUACCGUGUACAUUCCGCCGCGAAGAAAUAUCCCCGCACGAUUGCCUCGUGGAGGCAGCUCAACCGGUGUGCUCAGCGGCAGUACAGUGAGCACCGGACCGCCGACCCCUGCUGUCGACGUCAAUCGUUCAGCAACUGUCGGCAGUAUCCCGCCUACCGUACAGAUUGCACCCCGCACAACAUCUGGGGCAACUGUCAGCAUUCCCUCACGGGGAGCUUCUGCGCAAGGCUUUCCAGAUCGAGGGACUGCAUUUCCUGCUUCAGGACAGCGAAUGUCGUUUGUGCCCCCGCCUCGUCGUAAUCUUCCAUCUCAAGCUGCCCCACCAUAUCCUCCCCGACCUUCAGUGCAAAUGCCUCUACCCCAUUCAGCAGUGUCAUACCCAGAGCAGCAAUAUCAACAUCCACCAUAUCCGCAACAGAGUGCAUAUCCACCACCUCAAGCACAGUCGCCCUAUCUUUCAUCUCCGCAGUCAUUCGAAUCUCCAUACGCACAGCCGACGGCAAUGUUUCCGGAACCCCAGUACACUUCCUUUAACACGGGAAACGAAUAUGGUCGCCGUCCAGUGUCGUUCCACGCUGAUGCAGAUGUGCAGAUACCACCUCGCCGCGAAACACAGCGAUAUUCAUUCAGUGAGACAUCCUCGAUUUCAUCCCUCGACGAAGAGGCAUCGCGUCUGUCCCGACAGGGCUCCGAUGGAUCAGUGUAUGCACCUGCGCCCGUAAUUCCGCCAAGAUCCACUGGAUUCAUGAUACCAAUGCGGAACACCUCGGUGCAGAGACCCAACAUUGACACGUUACUGGAUGAGGGCGGUAUGGCAUAUGCGGCACCAAGGUAUAAUAUAGAGGAGGCAUUGUCAAAAUGGCGGCAGGCGCGCGAAUUGGCAGUCAAGGAAAAGGAUUUGCUGAGAGAGGCAAAGGCGUUGUCAAACAUUGGAUGCGCUUUGCGGAGCCAAGGGAAAUUGCAAGAUAGCCUUAACGAACUUCGUGAUGCGUGGGACGUUUCGACAAAGUAUGUAGAGGAUGCUGCGUGGAGAUCCAAUUCCUUGUGGUUACAACUGGUGAUGCGGCACGCGGAUAUCGAUAGCGAUAUGGAGCCUGAUGAACCUAGCGGAUCAGUAAGGACUUCUUCAACAAAGUCUUUCAAUGAUCCUGCCCAGGAUGCUUCACAAGGCCCACCCAUCGUAGUGUGGUUUCUGCAGUUGACGACGAACCUUGGGAACGGAUAUUUUUGCUUGGGACAGUAUCAGGAAGCAAUACAGUAUCAUGAUAUGUGCCGGCGGUUAGCGGAGGCGGUCCUAGAAGAAUAUCCGCUGCCGCCGGGAUUUAACCUGCCAAACCUGCAGAGGACGUCAUCUGCUCCUUCAUUGUCGACGGGGAGUUCGUCUGAAUCGAUGCCAGGAAAUGAUCGCCGAUCAUCUUUUGAUGCUGGACCGUCCACCAAGACCAAAAUCAAGCUCUCGUACUUGCAUCGACAAACUCUGCUCGCCCAAUCCCGCUCUUUGACCCAUUUGGGACUCUGUCAUCAACAGCUUGGUCUGGAUGACGAAGCGUUAAACUCGCACACACAGGCAGAGUCAAUCGUCACCUUUUAUUCGGCUCGUCUGCUGGCGUCCACCUCCACUCGCCGAGCGUCUCUAUCCAAUCCCCAGGCGAUACCGACCGAAGUAUAUGCAGCAGAAGCUGCCAUCGUGGCGAAUGUUGGUACAUCAUAUUAUGCCAAAGGAAGAUUGCCGCUGGCAUUGGAGUAUCACGACCGUGCCGCCAAGCUCUUUCGUAAUAUCCAGGACACUAUGGGUAAAGCCAAAGAGGAAGCCAAUCUUGGCUGCCUGUAUAUCGAAGUAGGGCGAACAUUAAAUUCGAUGCAAUGGAUUCGGAGUAUGGAGACAUCCGGUAAUGGAUCACUGGAUUUGGCAGAAUGCAGACGGUACUGGGGUCCCCCGCGGUUGGAGACGAUUAAUAUCGGAACGGGAAGCCCGGAUGAGACCGCACCGGAAGUGAUUGGGCAACCAUUGUUUGAUCAAGGCAUUUUGGCCUUGUAUGAAGUUGCAAAAGUGUUCAAGAGUCCUAAUGAUUGGAUUGGGUCUAUGCUUAUUUAUGCGAAUCUGGCUGUGGGGUAUGUUUUGCUGCAUCAGCCGUACCUGGCUCUAUAUUACCUGUCAAAGGUCGUCCGUGAUCCAUCCCCCGACACAUCAACAUCGCCAACAGUACCACCCAACACGUUUGCUCCCGGUCCUCCCGGGACGUACAAACGUGGCGGCGUUCCGCCGUUCCUUUACCCCCAUGUAUAUUUCACUUUGUGCCAAGCGCUGUUUAUACUCACCCGCCUAAGUCAAGAGAAUCCCGACCGACCCUUAUUCCCACCAGCGACUGUCGGGAAGCCCAUCGAUCAAGGAACAGGUAUACCGGUCAUGGACCCGGAACCUGUCAACAAACUAUUGAAGGCCCUCGACAUGCCCGUUGUGGAUAUAAAAACACUCAACGACGAAUCACUAACCGAGCUAUUGGAAGGCUGUCGGCAGAUGUUGGAUAGCAUUAUGAACUUGCGGGCUCAGGCCGCUGCUACUCUUUAUGCCAUGGGGAGUGCGUCCUUGGAUGUCACGCGGCAAAAGUCAGUCAUCACGUCGGCUACGACAGGGAAGGUUGCGUGGGUCCUUGCUUCUGCCGGUGAGGGUGUACCGGACGAUUUCCGCACAUUGUAUCUUGACGAAGGACGAGGAGCACUCGCUAGGAGUGUCAAGGAGCUUGCACAGGCUGUCAAGACUUGUGAAGCAGGGUCUGCAUCAAGCGGUUUGUUGUCCCCCGUGUCAAAUGGACUAUUCGGCGACACGGGUGGAGUGCGAACGGAAGGUGGUGUAUUGGGCACCAUGUUGGAUUUGGCGAAUCAUGACGAGGCGAUAACGGAUGAAGCUGGAAUAAAUCCCUUGACGUGGAUUGGGCCUUCACUCCUUAGUCUUUCGGCGGAUUUGAUUGCAUACGCCUUCCACCAGCACCUACAGCGGUUGAAUGCCGGUAGGGAUCUAUUAGAAUUGUUGGGCCUUCCAGCUGGCAAAGACGCCAAUACGGUUCGUCGGACACUGUUGAGCAGUGCGAGGAAAGUGUAUGGCAGCCAAGUUGGGCUCUGUGAAUCAUGCGGAGUGAAUAUAGUGUCGAAUUUGGUGUCAGCUGCGGCAGCGGCAGCUGCAGCUGAGGAGGCUGGAGGUGGUGACGAAGUUGAGCCUGUACUUGUCAGCUUCAAAGGACGCAGAGCAAGGCGAGACGAGGGUGGAAAAGAACUUGCCUUUCCUUGUGAACAUUACAAGUGGAGGGUCCCUGUUGUUUGACGUUGGUGUGUGGAAAUUGUGGAUGAAGAAUAGUGUUUCGGCUAACGUUGUGUAUACAUGUCGUCUUUGGGGACGGGGUUUCUCACCGUCCAGUUGGCCAUUUUUUCAAAUUUAUAGUGUUUACUUUUGAACUUUUUUUUUUU
Molecule: messenger RNA, 3842 nt
Organism: Spizellomyces punctatus DAOM BR117
Lineage: Eukaryota; Fungi; Chytridiomycota; Chytridiomycetes; Spizellomycetales; Spizellomycetaceae
Exons: 4
Coding region: 352-3699 (1115 amino acids)
Molecular function (GO): protein binding
Source: RefSeq, a predicted model, not a curated record